This is a messenger RNA of Phaethon lepturus (White-tailed tropicbird), 2144 nucleotides long. It is a transcript of the gene MAN1B1, whose product is annotated as mannosidase, alpha, class 1B, member 1. Gene Ontology annotation, biological process: carbohydrate metabolic process; N-glycan processing. Gene Ontology annotation, cellular component: endoplasmic reticulum; membrane. The transcript has 12 exons. The record is from RefSeq and is a predicted model, not a curated record. Lineage: Eukaryota; Metazoa; Chordata; Aves; Phaethontiformes; Phaethontidae. Gene Ontology annotation, molecular function: calcium ion binding; mannosyl-oligosaccharide 1,2-alpha-mannosidase activity. The annotation marks the transcript as partial.
AAAUGGAAGCAGCUGUCUCGACUACAGCGGAGCAUAAUUCUUUUCCUGUUUGCCUUCUUGGCAGUCUGUGGAGUCAUUUCAUACGCAAGCAUCGGGGAACCAUGGAAAAGUCUAACAAACAAAUUGUUGGAUGAUCAGAGAACAGAAUCAGAAAUCCCUGGAUUAAAGCUAGCAAAUCCAGCCGUUCUACCAGCACCUCAGAAAGCAGAUGCCAACCUUGGAGACUACCCAGAGCUUUCACCACAGAAACUGCCAAAACCGGCUCAUGUUCGGCGUGGUUCUUCCAAUCUUCAGAUCAAGCCACCGUGGAGGGAUGUGAGGCUGAAGACCCGACAUGAUACCAUCAGGGUUGUAGAAGAGCCAGUCCAGGCUGAUAAAGAAGAGAAAACGGAAAAAUCUGUUAUAAGCUGGAGGGGAGCAGUGAUAGAACCUGACCAAAGCACUGAACCUCCAUCUAGUAAAAUAAAGGAACCAGAAAAACCUUCUUCUGUGGAAGCUGAAGACCAGAAGGAACCAGUGCCCAUAAACGAACGUCAGAUGGCUGUGAUAGAAGCAUUCCGCCAUGCAUGGAAAGGAUACAAGGAUUUUGCCUGGGGCCAUGAUGAGCUGAAGCCUUUGUCUAAGUCCUACAGUGAGUGGUUUGGACUUGGGCUUACCUUAAUUGAUGCCUUGGAUACCAUGUGGAUUUUAGGCUUAAAAGAAGAGUUUGAAGAAGCAAGAAAAUGGGUAGCAAACGAUUUAGUAUUUGAUAAAAAUGUGGAUGUGAACCUCUUUGAGAGCACUAUUCGUAUCCUGGGGGGCUUGCUGAGCACCUACCAUCUCUCUGGAGAUAGCCUCUUCCUGGAAAAAGCUAAAGACAUUGGGAACAGGCUUAUGCCAGCGUUCAAUACCCCCUCCAAGAUACCAUAUUCUGAUGUCAACAUUGGCCGGGGCACUGCACAUCCACCUCGAUGGACAUCUGACAGCACUGUGGCAGAGGUGACCAGUAUUCAGCUGGAGUUUAGAGAGCUCUCGCGUCUCACUGGAGAUGAGAAAUUCCAGAAAGCUGUAGAUGAGGUGAUGAAGCAUGUUCACACCCUCUCAGGGAAAAAUGAUGGACUAGUGCCUAUGUUCAUAAACACCAAUAGUGGGCAGUUCACUCACUUGGGUGUCUAUACUCUGGGAGCCAGAGCUGACAGCUACUAUGAGUAUUUGCUCAAGCAAUGGAUUCAGGGUGGGAAAAAAGAAAACGAGCUGUUGGAAGACUAUAUGAGAGCCAUAGAAGGAGUGAAAAAGCAUCUCCUUCAGAGAUCACAACCCAAGAAGCUUACUUUUGUAGGAGAGCUUGCUCAUGGCCAUUUCAGUGCCAAGAUGGAUCACUUGGUUUGCUUUUUGCCUGGUACUUUGGCACUGGGAGCUCACAAUGGAUUGACUGCUGAUCAUAUGAAGUUGGCUGAAGCCCUUACAGAAACCUGUUACCAGAUGUAUGCUCAAGUAGAGACAGGCCUGAGUCCGGAGAUUGUACACUUCAAUCUCCAUGCACAACAGGGCCACAAAGAUGUGGAAAUCAAGCCUGCAGACAGGCACAACUUACUGCGACCAGAAACUGUGGAAAGCCUUUUUUAUAUGUACAGAUUCACUGGUGAUAAGAAAUACCAAGACUGGGGCUGGGAAAUCUUGCAGAACUUCAAUAAAUACACACGGGUUCCUACAGGUGGUUAUACUUCCAUUAACAACGUCCAGAACCCCAGUAAUCCAGAACCACGAGAUAAGAUGGAGAGCUUCUUCCUUGGGGAAACACUCAAAUACAUGUUUCUGCUGUUUUCAGAUGACAUAGACCUAAUCAACCUUGACAAAUAUGUAUUUAACACAGAAGCUCAUCCACUCCCUGUCUGGGUGCCAGCAUAGACUGGGUGUCAGUAGACCUUCCAAUGGUGGCAUUUUUAUCUUCAAGUCACUUUACUUUUCAGGGUUUGAGGAGAGAUGCUAUAUUGCACCUUUUUUGGCUUAGAACAAACUUUGGGAAAGCAUCUCUGGUUUAAAGAAGUCAUGUCAGUCUUAAAUCUAAUCCCUGGUUCUGGGAUGGACAAGCUGUGCCCUGCUAAGCUGGUUUUCCUGGUAUUGAUGAUAAGGUUCAGAGAACAGUUGUAGUGUGGACCAUGACA